AUUGACGUGAAAUUUGGGGCAAGAUUCUUGGCGUUAUAUAACUUUUCAAAGUUAAUGCUUCAGUCAUUACCAAUGUUUUUGGACCUGGAGGAACCAAUAGAACUGCAGAAGGGUCUUUCGUCGAUUUUCUCUUUGUCGAUCGUCCACCGAUUUCUCUUCCACCGAUCGUCCGUCGAUCUUUUCCUCUGUCACUACACUUCUUCUCUUUCGAUAGAAAAGCAACAGACAGAAGCAGAACGAAGCUACCACCUUCAAUCAAGAGAAACUACGCAGCAUCAGCCCCACAGUGGACGACGAUCUCGCGGCCAGUGCGAUCUCGCGGCUAGUCUCGUGCCAGACUGCAAGCAGCUUGGAAAAGAGAGCAGUAGGGCCAGGCAUGCAGCGGUGGUCGCUAUGGAGCUUGAGGAAGACGAAGAUGAAGACGCAACAAAAGAGACCGAUUGUGGAGAUGUUGAGAAGGUACUGGAUGUUGCCAUACCAGGCGCCGUCCAUUCCGACGUCGCCGUUGAAGGCAGGGGAAGGAGGAGGAGAGGGAGUUUGGUUCAUUGGGGCGGGGGAUUUGGAGAUUAGGGUUUGGGUGAUUGGGUUUUGGGAUUUUGAUUCAUGAAGGAGAAACUAACCUACACAGUAAAAUUCAAUAAAAAUGUCAAAGAAAA
Messenger RNA from Rubroshorea leprosula, 656 nucleotides. The record is from the annotation of a GenBank genome assembly. Lineage: Eukaryota; Viridiplantae; Streptophyta; Magnoliopsida; Malvales; Dipterocarpaceae.